ACCAAAAAUCAUACAUUAUCUUUGUACUAUGUACAUAUAUAUACAUAUCUCUCUCUAUAUAUUUUGCAUCUAAAUGCAACUUGAAUUGUCUGCUUCUAAAAUUUCUAUAGCCAUGGAAGCAACAUCACAAACACUGCCUGGUUCAGCAGGCGAUCAAAUCUUGGGUGGUGGUGGUAGCAGUAAUAAUAUCCCCCAAGCAGUACCCUUAGUUUCUUCUUCUUCUUCGUCUUCGGGUUCCAUUGGGCCAUUCUUUGCAGUGAUCUCCGUCCUAACGAUCCUCGCAGUUCUCUCGUGCUUUUUGGGCCGGAGGCUGACUCGUGAUCAGAUGGUACCGACUCCGGUGGAGAGCAUCAGGGAUAGAAUCGAUUGUUUCGGGUGGUUGAAGCGCAAGUGCCGGCAGCUGCAGUGCAUGGUUGCUCAUCAUGACCUCGAAGUUGGAUCAAAGGUGAUGGUCAUGGAUCUGAGUCAAGAAAAGAAAGGUGAUGCUAGGGUUAAAGAAGGUGACCAUGAAGUUCCUCCCCAGAAGGCUUGAUUGUAUAUUUUGAAGAUGUAAUGUUCUAAUUGGGAGAUGGGUUAAAUUGUUAAAUGUUAGGGGGAAGGAUAUCAGUGAGAAUUGAACAUUAUAAUGCAUAAGUAUUAUUGCUUUCUGCCAUUGAGGUAAAACGUCAUCUGCUAAUCUAUAGCAUUCUUAAGGUUCUUGUAUUUGGUCACAUAAUUAAUAAGAAAUUGAUUGAUAUUAUGUACAA
Pyrus x bretschneideri (Chinese white pear) is the source of this 746-nucleotide messenger RNA. RefSeq lists its product as uncharacterized. Bases 74 to 532 code for a protein of 152 amino acids. NCBI's taxonomy places the organism in Eukaryota, Viridiplantae, Streptophyta, Magnoliopsida, Rosales, Rosaceae. The record is from RefSeq and is a predicted model, not a curated record. The transcript has a single exon.